Molecule: messenger RNA, 1686 nt
Organism: Solea senegalensis (Senegalese sole)
Lineage: Eukaryota; Metazoa; Chordata; Actinopteri; Pleuronectiformes; Soleidae
Product: bile acid receptor-like
Exons: 4
Coding region: 58-552 (164 amino acids)
Biological process (GO): negative regulation of transcription by RNA polymerase II; cell differentiation; bile acid signaling pathway
Molecular function (GO): RNA polymerase II cis-regulatory region sequence-specific DNA binding; nuclear receptor activity
Source: RefSeq, a predicted model, not a curated record
CUGUGAUGUGUUUUUGUUUUUAUCACAGGGUUUGACAUCCUCGAUUUUUCAGACCAAAUGUCUCUUCUGUCCGUCUCGUCGCUGGAGGUCAUGUUUCUCCUCUCGGCUCAGCAGUUCUCCACUCACCCAACAAGCCCGAGUCCAGCCCUGCAGGUUUUCAAUCCAUCAACACACAACUGUCUGAGAAAUGUAGAAUCAAAGGAAAACAUCCACAGUCAAACGAUGGGAAAUUCAGGAAGUAGUGAGGAUCUCUUAGGGCCGGUGCUCAACUUCUUCCACAGCAUGAAGACGCUGCGGGUGACAGAGGCCGAGUACGGCCUGCUCACCGCCACAGCUCUCCUCUGCUCAGACCGAGCGUCCCUACACGUUGCCAGCUGUGUUGAGAAAAUGCAGGAGCUGAUCCUGGACCUGCUGUCCCGAGUGUGUGGGGCCCAGGCUGGAGCUGCACGAGGGGGACCACAGCGGUUUGGUUCCCUGCUGGGAAGACUGACGGAGCUCCGGACCCUGCGUCAUAAUUACUUCCUCCUGACAAGACAGCAGCCUGGACCUUGAUGGAGAGAAACGUCAACCUCUGUUUUCUCUGAGGAGUUUCCCGUCUUUGCUUCAGAUUAAGGACUAAAAUGCUCACACGUGCUGAGAAAAUGUGAUAUUUUGUAAAUGUUUUUAGGAGUUUUAAUCACAUAUUGAUGAGCUGUUGGAAAAAAUAGACCAAGAUCAUCCACCACUUUCUCAAUUUUAGCCUCUGAAUGUGCUGAUGGUCUCCAGUGGUUUGUAUGAGCAAAGCAAUGUUUAUAGAAUUUUUUUUUUAUAUAUAUAUAUAGCUGUUAUUUUAGUUAAAAUGUUAUGCUGAAAGUACUUUUUAUUAUGUCGAGUACUGUUAAAAAUGCAUACUGAUCUAACUCAACCUUUUAUAACUGAAAAACAAAAAACAAAAGUGCAGCGAAGUAUGACAAAUAUUUUUAAUACAGCAUUUAUUUCCCAAAACGAGGAAAUGCCAGUUUGGACAAAAUAUUUGGUAAGCAGAUAAAAUAUGCAGGUCAUACAAGCUUAUAAAGGUGUAUUUAUCCACUUGAUAAAAAUGGGGCUCCAUAAUAAAUAAAAUCUUCUGGGGGGGUCAUCAGUGAACGAUGGCAAAUAAGAGUUAUUUCAUUAAACAACAUCCAACCAAACAUGAAUUCAUCUGUUGAAAUUUUGCUUGUUUCUUUUUCUAAAACCUCACUCCGUUUUUUUUAAAAUAAAUUUAAUUCUCCACUUUAACCAAUAUAGCUUUAUUUCUAUAGUUCUGUCAUAAAUAAAUUAUUUCUCUCUGUAUCAAAAAGAGAAUUCAAAUAUAAAGAACAGUUCAUUGUGUUGCAUCUCUGAAUCCACACACACACACGCACAUACGCGCACACACACACACACACUCAGACACAAACACAUAACACAGUGAAAUUAUAUCAGCGAUAAUCUAAAUACACUGCAGCAAGUCAGGAAUUAUUUUAUCUCCACAAAUAUACACAGCCUCGCUUUGCCCUUGUGGGCUGAUUGAAGUACGCAUUUUUAUAAAAACAGCAACAUUAAAUUAAGUUGGGUUUGAUAACACACACAUAUGUACACAAACUGUGCCUUUAUAAUAUACAAGUGUCUCUGUAAAAGGUUAAAAUGUAAAAAGCUACUGUAUAAAAGAUGGCAGUGAUCCAUUCA